AUGUCGGGUGAUACCGAUAAAGCAAAAAUCAGUGAUAAUCAGGAUGAAGACAAAAAGUCCGGCGCUGGCGACGGCCAGACGACGGAAGACGAGUCGUCCCAGGAUUCCAAGGGUGAGUCGGCUGCGGUCCCAGAGGCGCAAGGUAACGCGUCCGUAGAUCAAGUUGACGACAGUGCACCCCCAGAAGGUGACGCAAAAUCAACGACGGCAAACGGCAAAGAUGACUUAGCUGGUGACGACUCCAAAGAUGAAAAGCCAUCUAAGGCGGAAGACAAAAAGGAGGAAAAUGGUGAGACACACGAAGAUGAUGACAAGGAAGAUGUAAAAGAGAACGACAAAGCAGCUAAAAAACCUGCCGCUAAGAAAAAACCUAAGAAAGAGGACACAGAAGAGGAAGACGAGGAGGAUGAAGAAAUGGACGAAGAGGAAGAGGAAGAAGGUGAAGAGGGGGAGGAGGACGAAGAAAAGAAGACCAAGCCUAAGGUAAAGAAACCGGCAAAGAAAGUAAAAGACGGUGACGAGGAGGGUGAAGAUGACGAAGAAGAAGGCGAGGAGGAGGGUGAGGAAGAGGAAGAGGAGGAGGAAGAAGAGGAGGCGCCGAAACCUAAACCUAAAAAAGAGCCCACCGAACCUCCAGUGCCACUCCCAGCUGGCAAAGGUAUUCCUCUUGGGCACAUUAGUAAUGUGGAAGUAUCCCUAUCAAGGUUUAAGACGCAAGACCAGAAACUUUUACAUCAGUAUCUGUAUGGGCAAUUGUGUCUGGACCGCAAUGUUAAACGUAAUAUAAAGAAGUUCAAGGGCUACGAGUGGGCAAUUGGCUCCUCCGACUAUAAGGCAAAGCUUGAAGAGACGACCAAGAUGGAGCCCAAGCAGAUACGCACCAUGUGCGAGAUGCUCGAUCUCGAUAAGAAAGGUGGUCCGUCGGAAUUGGCAGCCCGGCUAGUCGGUUUCCUACAGUGUCCAACAGCGAAUUCGCCCCACGCCCGGGGCGUAGCUCGACCGCCGCCAGCUGCCGCUGCAACGCCUGGCGGAAGACCGAGGAGGUCGGCAGCCGUCAAGAUUCAUAACCGAGGCUAUUCAGAUGAAGAAUAUGAAUCAGAUCCGGAAACAAAAGUCAAAGGACCAAAGCCACCUAAAGAUGGCUCCGAAGAUUCUGACGGUUCAUUCAACCCAAGUGGAUCUGAAGCGGACUCAGACUUCGACCCCGAAGGCGGUGAGGUCGUCCCGGGACCCGGACGCAAGCGCAAGAGUAGCGGAAGACGUCGGUCGUCCGGAAAGGCUGGCAAGAAGGGCAAGAAAGGGAAGGGACGUGGCAGGCCGAGCAAAGGCCGUGGCCGCAAGGCGAAAUCUGAGAGUGAGGAUGAAAGUGAGAAGUCGGAGAGUGACAGCGAAGGAGGAGAAUCUGGCAGUGAAGGGGAGGAGUCUGAUGAGCCGAAGUCAAAACGCGGUCGGCCGAGCGGAUCAGUAGCGAGAGGGCGCAAGGGCCCAGUCGCCAAGACACAGAAGGCGACGCCCGCUAAACGGAAACCCGCCUCACCGCCUGCUAAAAAGAAGGGUGGUAAACCUGGCCGACCACCGGGCAAGAAAGGCAAGAAGGCCUCCUCGGACGAGGAGUCUGGCGAUGGAAGUGAGGAGGAGGAGGAAGAAGGGAGCGAAGAGGAAGAGAGUGGGGAGGAAAGUGACGGACCAGCUGACAAGAAGGCAAAGCGACCGCCCACUGACGACGAGAUAAAGAAGUACGUGAAGCAGAUCCUAGAGGGCGCGAACUUGGAGCAGAUCACGAUGAAGACGGUGUGCAAGCAGGUGUACAGCCACUACCCGGACUUCGACCUCGCGCACAAGAAGGACUUCAUCAAAGCGACCGUCAAGUCGUGUAUUUAA
This is a messenger RNA of Leptosia nina, 1881 nucleotides long. Lineage: Eukaryota; Metazoa; Arthropoda; Insecta; Lepidoptera; Pieridae. The record is from the annotation of a GenBank genome assembly.